CGCGGCGCGGCGGGGGUUUGAAUCGCGGGGCAGAAACGGUCGGACGGAGGUGCAGCGGGCGCGGAGCCGCCUGGCCGGCCGAGAUGAGGCGCAGCGAGGUCCUGGCCGGCGAGUCGGUGGCCUGCCUGACCCAGGCGCUGAGCCACCUGCGCGGCAUCUGGGAAGAGAUCGGCAUCCCGGAGGAGCAGCGGCUGCAGCGCACCGAAGUGGUCAAGAGGCACGUCAAGGACCUGCUGGAGCAGAUGGUGGCGGAAGAGGAGAGCCUCCGGGAGCGGCUGCUGAAGAGCAUCGCGCUGUGCCGGAGGGAGCUGGCCGCGCUGUGCCAGGAGCUGCAGUUGGCGCCCUUCCAGGAGGAGGAGGAGGCCACCAUCCUGCAGCUGGAGAAAGACCUGCGCACCCGGGUGGAGGUGAUGCUCAAGCAGAAGCGCGAGAGGCGGCAGGAGCUGCGUGUCCUGCAGGAGCGCGACCAGGAGCUGGCGGAGCUGCUAGGCCGGGCGCCUUACAGCAUCGGCAGCAGCGAGGCUGUGCCCAGCCUGGCGGACCUGGACCACUUCCGGCGCCACCUGGCAGCCUUGGCAACUGAGAAGGAGCAUCGGCAGGCAGAGUUUGUCCACCUGAAGCAGCAGGUUGUCCUCUGCAUGGAGGAACUGGAGCGGGAGCCCAGCACCACCUUUGAGCGAGAGGCCAUGUGCCAGGAUGCAGGCGCCUUCUGCCUCUCCCUGAACAACUUGGCUGCCUUGAAGGAUCUGCUGCAGCAGCUGGAGGACAGGAGAGCUCAGAAAGAGGCCGUAUGUGAAGAACUGCGCUGCCGCAUCCUGAUGCUCUGGGACUGGCUGCAAGUGCCUCCCGAAGAGAGAACCGCCUUUGCUCCGUACAUGGAGGGCUCCAGAGCCAGCAUUAUGGACGCUCUGCACCUGGAAGUCGACCGCUUGGAACAACUGAAAUGCCAGAAUCUGCAGAAGGUGGUGGAGGCCAUUCGGGCUGAGCUGGCCACUUAUUGGGACAAGUGCUUUUUUGGGGAAGAGCAGAGGUGCUCCUUUGGCCCCUACUAUGAAGACACCUUCACUGAAGAGUUGUUGCAGCAACAUGACAAUGAGCUCACACGACUGAAGCAUUAUUACAAGACACAUCAAGAGCUGUUUGAAGCAAUCCACAAGUGGAAGAGAAGCUGGUGUCUCUUUCAGGAGCUCGAGAAAAAAGCCACCGAUCCAAGUCGCUUCACCAACCGAGGAGGCAACCUCCUGAAAGAAGAGAAACUGCGUGCUAAGCUGCAGAAGACCCUUUCCAAGUUGGAGGAGGAGCUGAAGGUCCAGGUUGAGCUGUGGGAGCAAGAGCAUGCUCAGGACUUCCUAGUAAGUGGGCAGCGCUUCAUGGAGCAUGUGGCUGAGCAGUGGCACCUCCAUCAUCUGGAGAAGGAGAAGGAAAGGCAGGAACGGCAACUCAAAAAGUCCCGACAGACGGAGGAGGAGAUGCUCUAUGGCAGCACCCCCACCAAGAGACGGGCUUUGGGCAUCGCCACACCUGGCAAAGCACGAAAGCUCAACACUACCACCACGACUCCCAACAGCACCAUCCGCUCAGCCCUGAGAGGUUCGGUGUUAAACUCCCCCGGAUGCCACCCACCCCUGUCUGGAGGCAAGCCUGUCCGGACCCCCAUCCGUGUGGUUGCCAAGACCAAAGGCCAGAUGGAGCGCAACAAGGAGAACGUGUCUCCAAUCAACAGAACAGUUCUGAGCGGUGGGUGUACCCCGACAGCCCCUGCCCAGCGCAAUGGCAGUAUUUACUCUAUUGCCAGCACCUAUUCAGCAUUUGCGCGCGCACUUUCAGAGGCUUCCAAAUCUGAGCACCCGUCCCACGUCCUCAACUCCACGGCUUCCAAUCCUGACGGCUGAAGGGGGGCUGUUACCAGCCCUGGAUCCUCUCACCAUCCAGGGUCCAGCAUCAACUGGACCUUCUGGAGUCUGGUUUAUGCUGCCAUUUUUAACUCUUUUUAAUGAAUUGAUUUCCAAGUUUUGUUACAGGGAAUAAAGGUCUAGAUGCAGCAGCUGUUCUGGGCCCAGGCCUGCUGCCUUGUUCAUGGGGGAGGGUGGGCAGGGGGGAGCAGACAGAGGUUUGCCUCCCUCCUUUCCUUGGGCAACCUUGUCCACCCAGGCCUGCUUUUCAGCAGAUGGUCUCCUGCUCAUCUUGGGCACAGGAAGUGGAGACACUACAGGGAGUCCUAUAAGGAUGCAUCACCUCCCUCUUCACCGACUGGCCCGUCUCCUGACUGGGCUAAGAGGCUGGCAUCCCUGGCACUUCGUCUGUACAUUUAAUGAUCAUGGCUAAAUUUGCACCUUCUUCACUACAGCAGCCUCUUAUUUAUUUGUGUGGCUGUUCGCUUGCUCAGAGAUGUAGGUGAGCAGCAAAAAAUCAGUUGUACUGUUUUGAAAAAGCUGUUUUUUAUUUCUGACUUAGCUCUACAUAAAAGAUAAUUUUAUUCUGCA
This is a messenger RNA of Pantherophis guttatus, 2483 nucleotides long. RefSeq names its product protein regulator of cytokinesis 1 (gene PRC1). The record is from RefSeq and is a predicted model, not a curated record. Lineage: Eukaryota; Metazoa; Chordata; Lepidosauria; Squamata; Colubridae. Gene Ontology annotation, cellular component: cytoplasm; mitotic spindle midzone; spindle. Gene Ontology annotation, biological process: mitotic spindle midzone assembly; microtubule cytoskeleton organization. Gene Ontology annotation, molecular function: microtubule binding.